AUGGCAAAAAAUCCUCCAGGCUGGCCAAGCAAUAGAGUGGAAAAAGACAGUAUUGAGCAAGAGAACCGUGAAGUGGAAGAGUGGAGGAAGGUUGGACCUUUAGGGAAAUUAAGGAAUAUUACUGUUUGGAUUCAGAGAUCCCCACAGAGACGGGUCGCUUUUGCGGAAUUGUUGGAGAAAAUGAUGGCUGGUUCUGAGAAACAGGCCAGGCAAUUGAUAUUGGGCAAUGUUACAAGAUGGACGGGUGAUUAUGACGCACUUUCUCAAGCUCUUGAAUUCCGGCAAGCAAUUGAUUUGCACUUUCAAAUGCUUAUCAUGGAAGAUCCCAAAAUAACAAUCUCCAAUGACCGCCUAACUUCAGAUGACUGGUCAGUACUGCAAACAAUUUCCCGAAUUUUGGAGCCAUUCAGGGAAGACACUCUUGCUCUGGAGGGAAAUAAAGCUCAGGGUUCGCUUUAUGAAGUUUACCCAUCACUCCAGGCAUUAACAAAUCAUCUUGCACAAACAAAAUCCAACCUUGCCCUUCAACAUUCCCCUCUACAGAGAUCACUGGAUCUAGCCAUCGAAAAGUUCAAUAAGUAUUAUUCCCUUGAGAGACUGUCACCUAUUCUUUGUGCCGCUAUCAUUUUGAAUCCAAACAUGGACAACUUCUUUGCCAGUGAAUCCAGUUGGGGUGGGCGUCCAGAUUGGGUAUCUCAUGCAAAGCAUCUUGUUCGUCAGCUCUGGAUUACCAAUUACAAGUCAUUAUCAUUGCACCAACAAGCGAUUUCUACUCCAGAUUCACCAAGAAGAAAUCAAAACCCGGCAGCCAUGGGCCCACCAAAAUCAGUACGCAGCUUCAAAAAGCCAAAGGUUUCUCCAAGAAUAGACAUGGAUGAAAUGGACCAUUAUUUGCGAUGGUGUGAGCAUAAUGAGGAUGAAUUAGAGAAUCCUAUUCAGUGGUGGAUUAGCAAAAAGCCAACAUAUCCCAAGCUAUCUAUUUUUGCUCUGGAUACUUUUUCUGUACCAGCAAUGGCAGCGGAGUGUGAGAGAGUUUUUAGCAGUGCAAAGCAUCAAAUUACCGACUGCCGUAAUAGAUUAUCUGAAGAUAUAAUUGAAGCAGGAGAGUGUCAGAAAUCAUAG
Messenger RNA from Morchella sextelata, 1122 nucleotides. RefSeq lists its product as uncharacterized. Gene Ontology annotation, molecular function: protein dimerization activity. Lineage: Eukaryota; Fungi; Ascomycota; Pezizomycetes; Pezizales; Morchellaceae. The coding region runs from base 1 to 1122 and encodes 373 amino acids. The record is from RefSeq and is a predicted model, not a curated record. The transcript is spliced from 2 exons.